GUAUUUUGCUGACUAAUGCUGAAGUUUCCUAGUGGCUGAUGCAAACCUGGAUUUUUAUCUCAUCAUUAGUAGCAGUAGCUCCACACAGCAGAAACAGUAAUUCUGGGUGUUACAAGAGGGGCUGGAUCAUAAUGACAAGGCAGUUGGCAGGGAGUGAAAAGCAGGUAUCUAAAAGAGAGUGGGUUCAUCCAACAGUAAAGUACAGAGACAGCUGCCUGCUGUGGGGCUACAAGAAAAGCUUGAGCUUUAGCUGCCAGCCCUCGCUCUGCCCUGUUUGAACAGCCACAGUUUGAUGUAAUCUGAAGGCAAAGAACUUUGCUAUGGGCCGUAAACCUGUUGUUAAUCCCAGCAUCUCCAAUGGAGGUUAUGCUAAAAGGGAUUCUUCUGGACAGUUUGACAGUUCGGACUGCAACAAUACAACAGUUAGUGAUAAAGUGGAGCUGAAAAAGAAAGUAACUUUGCUCAGAGGAAUCUCACUUAUAACUGGAACAAUUAUUGGAGCUGGCAUCUUUAUUUCACCAAAAGGUAUCCUCAUGAAUACUGGAAGUGUGGGAAUGUCACUCAUAAUCUGGACUGCUUGCGGAGUGCUGUCACUUUUUGGUGCACUCUCUUAUGCCGAACUUGGCACAUGCAUCAAAAAGUCUGGUGGUCAUUAUACCUACAUCCUGGAAGCUUUUGGUCCACUGGCAGCCUUUGUCAGACUUUGGGUGGAGGUCCUUGCUAUACGCCCCGCUGCUACUGCUGUAAUAUCUUUGGCCUUUGGCCAGUACAUACUGCAGCCAUUAUUUAUGCCAUGUGAGGUACCUGAGCUACUAAUGAAGAUUGUCACAUCCAUUGGAAUUACCUCUGUCAUGUAUUUAAACAGCAUGAGUGUGUCCUGGAGUGCUCGCAUUCAGAUUUUUCUUACAUUCUGCAAACUUUUGGCAAUGUUAAUUAUCAUCGUUCCUGGAUUGUUUCAACUGUUCAAAGGUGAAACCCAGAACUUUCAUAAUGCGUUUGGUGUAAAUGAAAGCCCUGUCAUGGGAUUGCCUCUUGCUUUUUAUUCAGGAAUGUAUGCCUACGCUGGAUGGUUCUAUUUGAAUUUUGUGACGGAAGAAGUUGAAAAUCCUGAAAAAACUGUUCCUCUUGCUAUAUGCCUGUCAAUGGUGAUUGUAACAGUUAGCUAUGUGCUAAUAAAUGUGGCUUAUUAUGCUGUAUUGACUGCCGAAGAGAUGCUUGCCUCAGAUGCUGUUGCAAUGAGCUUUGCUGCAAAAUUAAUGGGAAAAUUUUCCAUAGCUGUUCCAAUAUUUGUUUCUCUUUCUUGCUAUGGAUCAAUGAAUGGUGGCAUAUUUGCUGUUUCUAGGAUGUUUUAUGCUGCUUCUCGUGAGGGUCACUUACCUGAACUGUUGUCCAUGGUUCAUAUCCGAAAACAUACACCAUUACCUGCAGUUAUUUUUCUGUACCCUUUAACAAUACUAAUGCUGUUUGUGGGAGACAUUUACAGUUUACUAAAUUUUAUGAGCUUUGUCAGGUGGCUGUUCAUUGGAAUCGUCAUUAUGGGACUUAUAUACCUGAGAUACAAACAACCACAAAUGCAUCGUCCUUUUAAGGUUCCACUGUUCAUUCCAGCUUUAUUUUGUUUUAGCUGCUUUCUUAUGGUUGGACUUUCGUUAUACUCAGAUCCCAUCAACACAGGGAUUGGUUUUGGUAUUACACUUACAGGAAUUCCAGCUUAUUAUAUCUUUAUUGUAUGGAACAAAAAGCCAAAAAUUAUACAGAAGUUUACAGAUUCAACAUCAAGGACACUGCAGAUUAUUCUUGAAGUUGUGUCGCCUGAAUAGCAAAGGAAAUUACAUGUUACCAUGUAACAGUGACAGAGCUUAAAAUCAUUUUAUAUGAAGCACCACCAGCUGAAGGAUUAUACACUGGAAAUUUUUUCUCUUCAGGAGGAAAUGACAAACCUCAAAAGCUCAAAACUGUAGGGUUUCAGAUAUAACAUGAGGCCAAAAGCAAAAGCAUCAGACUUAACUUACUGUUGUAUAUACCAAGACAAAAACAGAAGAACCACAAAAUGUUUAAAAUAGUCAUUUACAUUACUGAAUUAAUGUACUAGUGUAAAAUCCAAAUUGCAACAAGACAUACCAUAUUUUUGUAUUAUGUAGCUCAUUUUAUUGGAAAUAUUGACUGAAUAUAAUGGUGCUACACAGUGCUUUGCCACCUUGCCCUGAAUGUGUGGGGCAGAUGCAAUGUGCAGAGAAACCUCUCUAGAUCGACCUGAGUUUCUUCCAUAUACCUACUCCAUUUUUCUCUUUUUUAAAAAUUUUCACAGUUUAUGAGAGGUCAUUAUGGUGUCAUAAUAAAUGUUUUGUAAUUUAGAGUCUAAUAUAUCACGUUUAGACCAAGUAACAAAGAAUAAGACUGCGAUUUCAGUAGUUAUUGAAAUAAAACAUUCAAAUAAUAACAUUAUAUAGCAUUCUCAAACCUGAUUAAUCCAAAAUUGUGAGGGAUUUUAUCCCAGCAGCCCUGGGUACAAAGGAGAAACCAACUCUGGACAGGCUAUUAGUCAAUUACAGGAUCCUCUCACACACAAGCAGAAACAGCCACAGUCACACUCAUUACCCUAACUUGCACACCUUGGAGAUAAAUAGAUAGAUAGAUCUCAGCAUUUCCCAACCUAUAGGCCACGGCUAACCCUGGCUAAUCCCAACUUCCUCCCUCUCACUGCUUCAAUGAUAGUGCUUGUUUCACGAUGGAAGCACCAUGGGUGGAUCACCACUCAUCCUGGACAACCUGCCCAACCCUGCUCUAAUGAUUAUGCUCGAUUCAUAAAGAAGGAAAACCAUUGAUGACUGAAUUUCAUCUAACGUUUGACAAUCGUGCAAGACCACCCCCGACUAUGUGGGAGAUGUGGGAGGAAUAAACAGAGUACCAGAAGAAAAAAAAAGAAAUAAACUGUAAAGUCCAUGGACAGAAUUUAAACCAUCUGUGAGGUGGCAGUGCUAUAUUUUGUGCUACUAAGCCCCUGUUUCCCCACCCCCACAGCAUAUAUAAAAUCACUCUUAUAAUUUAUGUGUUUUAGUUGUUCCAGUGUUUGUAAAUUGCAUGGACUUGAAAAUUAAACACAGCAGACAAAUUAUUUACACUGCUGCCCGACAGCUUCAGAGUCGAGGGUUUGAAUCCUGGCUUGACCAAUGUCUCUGUGUAAGUGGGUUUCUCCUGCAUACUCUGUUCUUCAAUCUAUAGUCCAAAGAAACACAUAUUAGGAUAACUAUGUUACUCUAAAUUGAUCUCAUAUGAAUGAGUGUACGUGGUGGCACCCAUGUGUCCUAUAAUGGACAGCCUCAACCUAUCCAUAGUUGCUCUUUGAUUUCUAGAUCUGCCAGGAGAAACACGGGCUAUCAGUGACAUUGAACUGAAUUGAAUGGGUCUGAUGAUGAUGUAUAAAUGAAUAGAUGUGCACAAAACAUUCCAUGGUUAUGUUAUUACAUACUGUAUGAUGUUACCCAUGCCCAGAAUGUAAUGCAAACGAAGAAAAUGUUAAAACAAAUUUGAUCUCCCAUGUAUUGUACUGUAUUUGUUUAAAUAAAAUGUAGUUUGUCUAAACUUAUGAAUACAGAAAAGUAUUGACAUAUAAUGCAUAUGUUUUUAAAUAUUUUCCAUAUGUUUUUACACUGAAUAUAAUGUAAAGGAUUAAAAUGCUGAAGCAAUUUAAGUUACUUA
Erpetoichthys calabaricus (reedfish) is the source of this 3699-nucleotide messenger RNA. RefSeq names its product solute carrier family 7 member 11 (gene slc7a11). The coding region runs from base 321 to 1820 and encodes 499 amino acids. Gene Ontology annotation, cellular component: membrane. The transcript has 12 exons. Gene Ontology annotation, molecular function: L-amino acid transmembrane transporter activity. The record is from RefSeq and is a predicted model, not a curated record. NCBI's taxonomy places the organism in Eukaryota, Metazoa, Chordata, Cladistia, Polypteriformes, Polypteridae. Gene Ontology annotation, biological process: amino acid transmembrane transport.